UUUUCUCCCUGCUGACGUGUCACCAUUUCAUCAUGGAAAAUCUAUCAUAUUCAUUUCAUUUACAAGAAACCACCAGAAGUUCUCACUGUCGAGAUCGCCUAACUAUCGUCACCAUUGCCUCCAUCUCCACUUCAAUUUAUUUCUUCCAUUUUAUCACUUUUAUUAAUUAUUAAUAGAGUAGUUUUUGUUGUUUUAUGUUUAUAAAAUAAGAGUAAAAAUAAAAAUGUGUUGUCCUUUUAUCUCUUGGAAUUUAAUGAUUGUUAAUUUGGCACAUUCGUAUUAUUAAAUGCGAAUAUGCUGUAUUACACCAACUGCUCUUCCUCUCGGCGGUUGGUUUUUAAUUCAAUUUGUUUGGUUAUAAGUUCUCCUCAUUUGGGUUGUCUUUGAGCUGGGUUUGGUCUUUGAUUAAUCUUUUUCAGUAUUCAACAGCUUAUGAAUUUCGACAGUCUUUAAUUUUUUAUUUUUCUUCUCAUUCUGUGGUAUAUUAUUUUGUAUGUUAUUAUUCUGACUUGUGAUCAACUGGGUUUGUUGAUUAUGCUCUGAUUUUGAGGUUUUUGUUGAUCUGGGUGAUAUACGAAUUGAAAUUAGUGGAAAUAAUAAAGCGUCCUCAGACGAUGGAUCGCUCAGGUUGUUCAAUUUAAACUAUGAUUGAGUAAUUAAUUAUUGAGAUUGUUUUAAAAGGUGUGGUUGAGAAAUCGGCAAAUAAGAGGAUGUAUAGGAGAAUAGGGAGCUAUAUCUCGCGGGGCGUGUACACGGUGUCUGGGCCUUUUCAUCCAUUUGGUGGAGCUGUGGAUAUAAUAGUGGUGGAACAACCAGAUGGGAGCUUCAAAUCAUCGCCUUGGUAUGUCAAGUUUGGAAAAUUUCAGGGGGUUUUGAAGACAAAAGAGAAGGUUGUUACUAUUAGUGUUAAUGGAGUUGAAGCUGAUUUCCACAUGUAUCUUGAUCAUAAAGGGGAAGCUUACUUUCUCAAGGAGGUAGAUGUUGAAGAAGGAGAAUAUGUACUAUAUCCUUCGUCUUCCAGUGAUGAAACGGAUUGGCAAUCUAAUAGUAAUAGGAGGUCAAUGAAGUCCAAAAGUUGCAAUUAUGAUGCUGAUGAGGUGAAUUCAGCUGACCAGAUUGAUGCUAGUAAUAAGAAGGUUGUGGCUAGGUCUGGUUCUCGCCGGGCAAGGUUGCUCGGGUUUGUUCUUGGACGGAGGUCUAUGAAGGAUAAUGGCUAUAAGGAGGGAGAAGGCGAUGCUAGCAUGUCAAGGCUAAGUUCAUUGGAACGUGCUGAGAUUGCAGCUGAUCUAUUGGAGGUGAAGUGGUCUACCAAUUUGGCCUCUAGUAAGUGCAGGAAAGAUAAUGCUUCCCGGUUUUCUGCUGAUGAUGUUUUGGAUGAUAAAGUGGUUGAACAUAUAGAGGUAAAAGAUGAUGAAAUCCAGGUGGAAUCCUCUGUGAAUGACGAUAGGAAGAACAGGACUGAUGAUUCUGUAUCAGACAGGGAAACUAUUUGUUUAAUAGAGCAAAUGGAUGGAUGUCCUUUCUCUAGCUCUGAGAACCUGGAGACUUCUACUGUGGAAGCUAGCAUAGAAACAUCAUGUAUAGACACCAUGGAACAAGUUGUUGAAACUUCCUUAUUUGGUGAAAGUACCGUGGAAGCAGAUUGUGUAAUAGUAUCUGAAAUAUUAAGAGCAGCUGACGAUUUUGGUGUAGGGAAUGCUGACCAGGCCUGCCCAGUUUCACUAAUUGAAUGUGAGCUUGAAGAAUGUCAUCGAAAGCUAACUGAUGAAGAACAGGCUUGUGAUGAAGAGGAUCCUAUUAGUCCAGGUUGUAGAGUUUCUGAGGAGAGUGGAUCAGACAGAGUUCAAUCCUUUGUAUACUGUGAAACAUCAGAGAGCUCAAUAAUUGGGUUGGAUAAUUCAAAUAAUCAGGCUCAAGAAACACUGUACCUUACCAGUGGAGGAUGUGGGGAAGUCCAUGUUCCUGUCGAGACUGUACAUGUGACAACUGAGCUACUAUUGAAGGAUACUGAUGUCAAGCAAGCAAAGCAUAUUGAUCUGAAGAAAGAACUGGCAGAGGUUUCUGAUACGGACGUUGCAAACCCGAUAAUAAUGCCAGAAUCUUAUCCUGACAUGGUCUGUGCUGACCCAGCACUCUGUUCAACCAAAGAAGUAGACUCACAGAAUAUUUGCGCCACUCUAAAUGUCAGUUCUGAGGUUCAGGAUGGGUUAAAUAUUACAGAUGAUGUUCAUCAGUCUUUGGGUAUUGGUGAUUCCAAAAGAAAUUAUAGUGACAUUGUCAUGGAUAAAGCAGGAAGUGAUUCACCACUGGCGAGUUUAGAGGAAGAACAAUUCCUUUUCAGUGACCUUGAUGAAUUCAAAUUCAACGAGGUUCAUUGUGUUGAUUCAAGUUCUCCAGCUUGUUUAAAAAAAGAUAAUCAUCUAGCCUAUAGUGGUGAAGGCAUCAAAGCAGUCAAUGGGUUAGUCGAUGCAAACGAUGAGUCUUAUUCUUCUUCAGAUAUGUUUGCUCAAUACAACCCAUCGACUGAUCUUGAAAACUCAAUGGAGAAAUUAAGAGUAAUGUCAAGUCCCAUUAGUGUUCCUGGAAGUCAUAAGGCUGUUGAAGAACUUGGGCGACUGGCAGAGUCAUUGCCAAAUAUGUGGUAUCCUACUAGUGACUUGAGUGCGGAUGCUUAUCAUUUUCCUGUUAGCCAUUCGUUGGACUUAAAUUCUGAACCCUUGAACUGGACAUUGCUCAAGGAAAACGAUUCUAGCUGCAUAAAGUCAGAUGCUGACAAAGAACAACAACUGGCACAAGAACAGCCUAAUAUUGACAAUAGUCAAGAGCUCAAAAGUGCUCUUUCCAGUCCUACAGUUGAGGUAUCUCUUUGCAAACACUUGUUAUGGGAAGGAAUGGGUGCUAAUGCUGCUUCUCAGGCAUUUGAUGCUGAAAAAGUAGAUAUAGAGAAAUUUACUUCUCCAGGUCCUGCUGUUUUGAAGAAUGAUAGGCUUGUUGUCAGAAUUGGUGGCCAUUACUUCCCAUGGGAUGUGGCUGCUCCAUUUGUCUUGGGGAUGGUUGCAUUUGGAAUUAAAGAAAUUAAUGAGCCAAAAGGCAUGAUACCGGUUGACCGAGUUGAGAAAUCUCUUGUAGGGGAUCCUUCAAAAUCCAUUGUUUCCCCUGGUGGAAGCUGGAGGCUUUGGCCUUUUUCUCUUAGAAGAUCAAAAUCCAGGAAGGCUACACAACCAGCCCAAAGUGAUACUAAAAGUUCUGAUGCUGAGGUCGCUUCAGAGAGCAUUGAUGGCUUGAAUGAAGCUAAUAAUGUGUGUAAACCCAAGAUGGCAAAGAAGAUGGUUAGGGCAAUCACUCCAACUUCCGAGCAGCUGGCAUCUCUGAAUCUGAAGGAAGGGAGGAACACUGUUACUUUCACAUUCUCCACUGCAAUGCUAGGGGAGCAAGAGGUUGAUGCCAGAAUUUAUUUGUGGAAAUGGAACACUCGUAUAGUAAUCUCAGAUGUGGAUGGAACAAUUACAAAGUAA
Molecule: messenger RNA, 3515 nt
Organism: Pistacia vera
Lineage: Eukaryota; Viridiplantae; Streptophyta; Magnoliopsida; Sapindales; Anacardiaceae
Product: phosphatidate phosphatase PAH2-like
Exons: 4
Coding region: 711-3515 (934 amino acids)
Molecular function (GO): phosphatidate phosphatase activity
Source: RefSeq, a predicted model, not a curated record